Messenger RNA from Protobothrops mucrosquamatus (brown spotted pit viper), 2193 nucleotides. Its product is annotated as macrophage receptor MARCO. Gene Ontology annotation, cellular component: membrane. Lineage: Eukaryota; Metazoa; Chordata; Lepidosauria; Squamata; Viperidae. The transcript has 17 exons. Bases 51 to 1511 code for a protein of 486 amino acids. The record is from RefSeq and is a predicted model, not a curated record.
AUUAGUAAAUUUACCCUGGUAGGAUUGCAGUUUACAGUAAAACUUUGAUCAUGGACAACUUAAAUAGCUUCACUGAUGAUGAAUUCAAAGACCCUAAAAUAUUCUCAUUUUCAGAGAAGAUGAAUUUUGGACCAACUGGACUCACAUCAUUUGAAAUUAGUGAACCAAAGAAAGAGAAAAAGACUUGCAGAUGCUGUAUUUGGUCUGUACUAAUAAUAUAUUUGGUUAUGCUCACGGGAGGCAUGGGACUGUUGGCCUAUGAAGUCUACAUGUUGCACAAAAUUAUAAAUAACAUGAAAGAAGGCAGACCAGAAAAACUAGUGAAUCAUCUUGCUAAUGGCACCAUGGAGAAUGAGAUCCUUUUUGGAGUCAAUGCUCAGAGUGAUCAAGGACACUGGAUCCACAGUUUUAAAAAAGAAAUUCAUGUAAUCAAACUGAGCAACCAACAUCUGCAAUGGGAAGUGGCAAACAUUACAGACCAAAUUAAAAGCAACAUGACUCAAGGAACUGCAGGACCUCCUGGUCCCAAAGGAGAAAGGGGAAUUCCAGGAAGACAAGGUGACCAAGGACAUAAAGGUGAAAAAGGAGACGUUGGUUUAACAGGAAUCAAAGGAGACCCUGGAACAAAUGGGAUAGGACUUUCUGGACCGAAAGGAGAACCUGGAGUUCCAGGAAUACAAGGAUAUCCUGGUUCCCCAGGAGAGAAAGGUGAUACAGGAGCCAUGGGACCAGAAGGGACAAAAGGACAGCAAGGCCUACCAGGUUUAUCUGGACUAAAUGGUGAAAAGGGAUCAAAAGGGAAUCUUGGGCCUGUCGGACCAAAAGGUGAACCAGGAAUGAAAGGAGAAAUGGGGGAGAUGGGAUCACAUGGCUUACCAGGAUCAAAAGGAGAAGCUGGUGAAAGAGGAAUCACGGGUCCAAGAGGAAUAACUGGUGAUCCAGGAGAGAAGGGAGAGAAGGGAGAUCAAGGCCAACAAGGUCCACCAGGUCACGACGGUUUUCCUGGACCACAAGGAAAUAAAGGUGCUGUUGGAAAUGUGGGUUCCCCAGGAACUCGUGGUCCAAAGGGUGAACAAGGGGAGAAAGGAGCAGCAAGUCAAGUUCCAGGCCCGCAAGGACAAAAAGGUGAUCAGGGUCAAAAAGGUAGUAAGGGAGAUACAGGAUCACCAGGAACACAAGGUUCUAAAGGUGAAAGGGGCAUCUCAGGAUUCGGUGCUUUCCUAAGACUCGUAGGACAAGACAACCGUGGUCGUGUGGAGAUUCUGCAUAAAGGGCAGUGGGGCACCAUCUGUGAUGAUCUCUGGGAUGUGAAUUCUGGCAACGUGAUUUGCCGAAUGCUGGGGUUCAAUCGGGCUGUUAGUACCUUCACUGCACCUGCAGGAUCUGGACAAAUCUGGCUGGAUGAUGUACAAUGUUCAGGAAAUGAACCCUCCAUUUAUUUGUGUAGUAAACGUGAAUGGGGUGAAAACAACUGCAGUCAUAGUGAAGAUGCUGGGGUUGAGUGUAAUUAAGGCAGUUUUGCAGCGCAAUCUGUAAAAUAAUAUUGAAAUAAGAGUCUCAGCCUUGUCAUGCAGUGUAUAUCUUAUUGAUCAGUUACCUAUUGCUUACUGUCUUCUGUUGUAUCAAUGUAUUUUUAGGUUCUUCUUUGAUUGAGACCAAUUUUAAAGAUUAUUUGAUGUAAAUAGGCUCACAAGUACACUGAGGAAUGUUUUUUAUGUAACAAUCCCAUAAAUUGCAUCUUUAUUCACCUGGAUGAAGGAUCUAUUGAUACAGUUGGACUUCCUAAUAAGAAGCACACACGGAAGAUACACACCACAAAGCAAUGAAUAUCUGCCAAGUUAGAUUUCAUCUUCAAUAAAGUAAAAUGACUUUGCUAGGUUCUUCUGUAGAUAAAACAAUUGAACUUCACAUCAUUGUUUUAUAAAGCAGCCGGGAUUCCAGGAAACAUUCACAGCCUUGCUCACCUGAAAUAGAACUUUACAAAAAACGAUGACCAUGCUUCGUUAUCCUUUACGUUACUUUCAUCCUCUUUCAAGGGUGCCUUUUCCUGAACUUCCACAUCAAGGUGGCAUCAUGUUGAGUCCCAAUUCCGAACCUGUGCAUUGCUCAAGAGAACUCAAACACACUGGCCUCCGAUUGUGAGGCAUUGUCUUCCUUCAAAGCAUAGCCUUUUGGGUGACUGAGCAGGGCCUA